AUCGGAGACACAUUUCCAUUGCUGUGGUUCGAUGCUGCGCUACGACCCCAAGGGGAAGCGUGGAAUCGGUGCUUGAAAAAGCUGAAGGAUUUGAAUCUCAAGUGACUUCAAUCCUGUCGUUCUCAUCCUCAUUGCGCGGUUGACAAGCUGGAAAGUCUGGGAUCGGCAGUGGCUUCAGGGCGCACUGGGAGAUCCGUUAUUCGGCUGCCAAGGCAACCAACCACAGCGUGUCGAACUCCAAAUUCAGCCCAGUGGAGCACCUGACCUCAAGUCCUGAGUCCUUUCCACGUUCAAUGAACUUUGAAAAGCUGUUGAAAGAGACAUGUAAAAGAGUGACCACAUCCAGAAAUCAGGUUUCUGCCCCGUGUUGUGUACAUACGGGGAAGUACUUCAGGGCCACUUUUCCAGAAACCCCCCCUUCGAAGCCACUCCAGGUGUCGGGUCCGGAACACGCCCCAGAUCUGGGGGCAGAGAUCCCCGGAUCCUCAGAUCUGACCCCACGAAAAGAGGGCCGGAUGGAGACGAUACACACGAGCAAACACCACCUGACGUCUGUUUUCCUCUACCUUGCCUUGCUUUUACCUUCCUCUCCGUUCCGUUCUUUUCCUCUCCGUCCCGCGGUUUAUGCUCAUUUCAGCCCCACGGAGAGGGAAGGAGUAUGGAUGCAGGACACGGGAAAGUGUUUCAACCAGGACAACUCAAAGCUGGGUUCGAUCAAGUGGCUGUUCCCAAUCGGAUCCGCUGCAUCAUAUUGCCCCUCCUUACUUGGGCGUUUUCAUGGUGAAGGUGGAAUGCUCCAGUUUUACCCGGUUCGCCUUGACUCUGCCACGUCCACGCCGCUUUUGCUGCAGGAGAUGAUGCUUAUCUGUCGGUCACCUUUGGAAGCUUUCGUGAGAGACCAGAGCACAAGAUCAAGAGGCGUGAUAGGCUCAAGGUAUGGUGGUUUCCACUAGCAACCCCAUUUUCCAUGUUCGGAUCGGACCGUCAACGACGUCUGCAUGUUUUGAUCUUUGUCGAUCCGGAUUUUCACGUGGCGUCAUGACCCCUGGGUAAAGCUAUGUAUGGACUGUCACACGAGAGCAGUCCCAACAUGCCCUGAUUUCACAUCUGACACCAGAUGUGAGUCCAUCAACUUUUGCACACAUGGUUGAGAAUUGUUGCUAGGUGGAUACAACGUCAAUCACAGGCUGAGCCCGCAAGCCUGAGAUGAAGCCAGCCCUCAUCCCUAUAUUUAGAGCUUAGGGCCAUUGCUGUCUCGAGCC
Messenger RNA from Neurospora hispaniola, 1262 nucleotides. RefSeq lists its product as uncharacterized. The coding region runs from base 294 to 953 and encodes 219 amino acids. The record is from RefSeq and is a predicted model, not a curated record. NCBI's taxonomy places the organism in Eukaryota, Fungi, Ascomycota, Sordariomycetes, Sordariales, Sordariaceae. The transcript has a single exon.